Molecule: messenger RNA, 1602 nt
Organism: Aspergillus bombycis
Lineage: Eukaryota; Fungi; Ascomycota; Eurotiomycetes; Eurotiales; Aspergillaceae
Product: serine-type carboxypeptidase F
Exons: 4
Coding region: 1-1602 (533 amino acids)
Biological process (GO): proteolysis
Molecular function (GO): serine-type carboxypeptidase activity
Source: RefSeq, a predicted model, not a curated record
AUGCUCUUUAAAAGCAUCGUGUCAACGGCUAUCUUAGCCGCCGCCCUGUGCACGGAUAACGUAUCUGCUGCCAAACAUGGCCGGUUCGGCCAAAAGGCCCGCGAUUCUUUGAACCUGGCCAAGCGAGCUGCGGAACAGCAGAAGUCGUCAUUCAAGACACCGCUUGACGAUUUCCGUUUCCUAACCAAUAAAACAAAAUCCUACCGGGUCGACCACCUCCCAGAUGUUCCCUUCGAUGUGGGCGAGAUGUACUCGGGGUUGGUCCCCAUCGACAAGGAUGACAAGUCAAGAGCUCUUUUCUUUGUAUUCCAGCCCACUCUUGGCGAUCCCGUUGACGAGAUCACAAUCUGGCUCAAUGGAGGCCCGGGAUGCAGCUCUCUGGAGGGUUUCUUUCAGGAAAACGGCCGGUUUACAUGGCAGCCUGGCACCUUUGCGCCCGUGGAGAACCCAUACUCGUGGGUGAACUUGACAAAUGUGCUUUGGGUCGAACAACCAGUUGGUACAGGAUUCGCAAUUGGCAAACCCAACGCGACAACCCAGGAGGAAACUGCCGAGGACUUUGUGAGAUUCUUCAAGAAUUUCCAGGAGCUCUUUGGCAUCAAAAACUUCAAGAUCUACGUUACUGGUGAAAGCUAUGCGGGCCGUUAUGUGCCGUACAUCUCCGCUGCCAUGCUGGACAGGAACGAUACGGAGCACUAUGACCUGAAAGGUGCCCUGGUAUACGACCCCUGUAUCGGCCAACACGACUACGUCCAGGAAGAAGUGCCAGCCGUGCCCUUCGUCCAGCAAAACGCCAACCUCUUCAACUUCAACACCAGCUUCAUGGAGGAACUGGAGAAGCUUCACGACUCAUGCGGCUACAAGGAGUACCUAGACGAGUACCUCGUCUUCCCCCCGGCCGGCGUGCAACCCCAGAAGUCCUUCAACUACACCAGCGACGCCGACUGCGACGUCUUCGACCUGAUCAGCAAUGAAGCCAUGGUCGCCAACUCCUGUUUCGAUAUCUACGAGAUCAAUCUCAUGUGCCCCCUGGCCUGGGAUGUUCUCGCCAUGCCCACUGCAUUCAAUUACCAGCCCGCCGGGGCGACCGUGUAUUUCGACCGCCCGGACGUCAAGCGAGCCAUGCACGCGCCGCUGAAUGUCACCUGGUCGGGUUGUUCAAGCGAGAACGUCUACGUCGGCGGCGACGCCGGCCCCGAGCAGGAGGGAGAUUUAUCUGCGAACCCGAUCGAGCACGUCCUGCCGCAGGUGAUCGAGGGCACGAACCGUGUUCUGGUUAGCAACGGCGACUUCGACAUGAUCAUCCUCACGAACGGGACGCUCUUGGCCAUCCAGAAUAUGACCUGGAAUGGGCAACUCGGAUUCCAGUCUGCGCCUGCCACGCCCAUCGCCAUUGAUCUGCCUGAUCUCGCGUGGGGCGAGGUGUUCGAGGAGAAUGGCCAGGCCAUGCUGCAGAGCCAGGGUGUAAUGGGUGUUCAGCAUUAUGAGCGCGGUCUUAUGUGGGCCGAGACUUACCAGUCCGGACACAUGCAGCCGCAGUAUCAGCCGCGGGUGUCGUAUCGCCAUCUGCAAUGGCUGCUGGGUCGCGUUGAUAAGCUUUAA